Molecule: messenger RNA, 273 nt
Organism: Clunio marinus
Lineage: Eukaryota; Metazoa; Arthropoda; Insecta; Diptera; Chironomidae
Source: the annotation of a GenBank genome assembly
AUGAGCUCAGCGGUGUCUGCCUCAGAUCAGAAGGCGCUAAAUCUGAUUGUACUAGCAAUAGACUCCGAGCAGUAUCAUGUAAUUGAAGAUGAGGAUGGAGGACUCCAAGCAUGGAUAAAAUUGCUGGAACACCACAUUCCAAACAACCUGUGGGCGCGUACACGAGCAAAUCGUCGUUUGAACGCCCUGAAGCUUGAAUCAGGCGAUUCCAUGCAGAAACAUCUGCAGAAAAUUUCUGAAAUGGGCGCGAAAAUUAGUGAAAAGAAGUCGUGA